GUCUCACCGGCGACAACCAUGAGCCAGAGGUUCACCGUCUCCAAGAGCGACGGCGACCGGCGCCCCUCCGACAUGCAAGGGGAGGUGAACCAGCUGUUUGAGGGAGACGAACCUCCGACCAGCGGUAGCAGCGCGGAGGGGCAGGAUGCAGCUGCCGGUGGUACCGAAACGGUGGUGGUGCUGAAAGGAGACAGUAACCCCAAGGAAAGCAGUCCCUUCAUCAACAGCAGUGAUGCUGCCGCAGAGAAGACUCAGCAAUAUGAUGGCAAGAACAUGGCCUUGUUUGAGGAGGAGAUGGACACCAGCCCCAUGGUGUCAUCUCUUCUCAGCAGCCUGGCCAACUACUCCAACCUGCCCCAAGGUAGCAAGGAGCAUGAGGAGGCUGAAAACAACGAGGCUGAGUCAUCACGCAAGAAACCUGUUAAGGCUCCCCAGCUCGGCACUCUGAUGGGCGUCUAUAUGCCGUGCAUCCAAAACAUCUUCGGAGUCAUCCUCUUCCUUAGGAUGACAUGGUUGGUGGGAAUCGGAGGUGUCAUCGGGACUUUCAUCAUCGUUUUCAUGUGCUGUGCCACAACCAUGCUUACUGCCAUCUCGAUGAGUGCCAUCGCUACCAAUGGAGUAGUGCCAGCUGGAGGUUCCUACUACAUGAUCUCCCGUUCACUGGGCCCUGAGUUUGGGGGAGCGGUGGGGAUCUGUUUCUACCUGGGAACCACCUAUGCUGGAGCCAUGUACAUCCUGGGAGCCAUCGAGCUCCUCUUGAUCUACAUAGUGCCCAAAGCAGCCAUCUUUCCCCUGGAGGGCCUGGAGGGUCCCGAGGCUGAGGCCGCCCUGCUUAAUAACAUGCGUGUGUAUGGGACCAUCCUGUUGGCCUCCAUGGCCACGGUGGUGUUCGUUGGCGUGAAGUAUGUUAACAAGCUGGCACUGGUGUUUCUGGCUUGUGUCAUUCUCUCCAUCCUGGCCGUCUACGCAGGGGUCAUCAAGACCGCCGUUGACCCACCUGUUUUCCCGGUUUGUGUUUUGGGCAAUCGCACUUUGGUGUGGAAGACCUUUGAUAUUUGUGCCAAGACCAUUGAGACAGCCAAUGAGACAGUCACCACCCAGCUGUGGCUGAUGUUCUGCGAUUCACCUUUCCUCAACGCUAGCUGUGACAAAUACUUUACGGCCAACAAUGUGACUGUGAUCCAGGGCAUCCCUGGAGUCACUAGUGGAAUCUUGGCAGAUAACCUGUUUGGGAAUUACUAUGAGAAGGGGGACCUCAUUUCCAGGCCUAAGAUGGAGUCAGUGGAAGACCAGGAUGACGUUCUAACCAAUGCUAACCGCUAUGUGUUAGCUGACAUCACCAGCUUUUUCACAUUGCUGGUUGGCAUCUACUUCCCAUCUGUGACAGGGAUCAUGGCUGGAUCCAACCGCUCUGGAGACCUGCGGGAUGCACAGAAGUCAAUCCCCAUUGGAACAAUUGCAGCCAUCACCACCACCGCCACUGUCUACAUGUCCAGUGUGGUUCUGUUUGGUGCCUGCAUUGAGGGUGUGGUCCUCAGAGACAAGUUUGGAGAGGGCGUCCAUGGGAACUUGGUGAUUGGCACAUUGGCUUGGCCAUCACCAUGGGUAAUUGUGAUUGGCUCUUUCUUCUCCACCUGCGGAGCAGGCCUUCAGAGUCUGACAGGAGCCCCUCGUCUCAUGCAGGCCAUUGCCAAGGAUGGCAUUGUUCCUGCUCUUCGGAUCUUUGGCCAUGGGAAGGCCAACGGAGAACCCACGUGGUCCCUCCUGCUGACUGCCUGUAUCUGCGAGAGUGGCAUCCUCAUUGCCUCCCUGGAUUCAGUGGCUCCCAUUCUCUCCAUGUUCUUCCUGAUGUGCUACAUGUUUGUGAAUCUGGCAUGUGCCCUUCAGACGCUGCUGAGGACACCAAACUGGAGACCACGCUUCAAGUUCUACCACUGGACUCUGUCCUUCCUGGGGAUGAGCUUGUGUCUCACUCUUAUGUUCCUCUGCUCCUGGUACUAUGCCAUCGUCGCCAUGGUAAUUGCCAGUUCCAUCUACAAGUAUAUCGAGUUUGCAGGUGCGGAGAAAGAAUGGGGUGAUGGGAUACGAGGUCUGUCUCUGAGCGCUGCACGUUACGCUCUCAUGCGGUUGGAGGAGGGUCCCCCACACACCAAGAACUGGAGGCCUCAGCUGCUGGUGCUGGUCAGUACAGAUGCUGAGCAAAAUGUGGAGCAGCCUCGUCUUCUGUCUCUGACCAACCAGCUGAAGGCAGGCAAAGGUCUAACCAUUGUUGGGACAGCUCUAGAGGGCAUGUUCUUGCACAACCACGAACAGGCCCAGCGUGCAGAGCAGGCACUGCGUAAGCUGAUGGAGACUGAGAAGGUGAAGGGCUUCUGUCAGGUGACUGUGUCCUCUAACCUGCGUGAUGCUACAUCGCAUCUGCUCCAGGCCAGCGGGCUGGGAGGACUGAAGCAUAAUGCUGUCCUGGUUUCAUGGCCACGCAACUGGAAGCAAGGAGAUGAGCAUCAGCACUGGAGGAACUUUAUUGAAUUGGUCAGAGAAACCACCGUCGCUCACUUGGCUCUGCUCGUCCCGAAGAACAUCUCAGCCUUCCCGUCCAACGGCGAGCGUUUCACCGAGGGUCACAUUGAUGUGUGGUGGAUCGUCCAUGAUGGAGGCAUGCUGAUGCUACUGCCCUUCCUCCUCCGCCAGCACAAGGUCUGGAGGAAGUGCAAGAUGCGCAUCUUCACUGUGGCCCAGAUGGACGACAACAGCAUCCAGAUGAAAAAGGACCUGACCACAUUCCUCUAUCAUCUCCGUAUUGAUGCUAUGGUGGAAGUUGUAGAAAUGCAUGACAGUGACAUCUCAGCCUACACUUACGAGAAGACCCUGGUGAUGGAACAACGCUCGCAGAUGCUUAAACAGAUCAAUCUGACAAAGAAUGAGCGUGAGCGAGAGAUCCAGAGCAUCACUGAUUCAUCCCGUGGGUCUAUCCGGCGUAAGAACCCAGCUGCUGUAACCACCCAACUGAGUGUGACUGAGGACCCACCUGCUGCCAGCAAGGACGAGAAGCCCGAGGAAGAGUCAAAGUCGGCCUCUUCCCCUGUGUCCCCCCCUGCCCAGGUCCAGCUCAUCCAUGACAAUACCACCCCAGCCAGUCCUGCAACCCCAGCUACCCCCCUGACCCCUGGAGAGGGGGCUCAGAGCCCUGGGGCGCAGGUCCAGAUGACCUGGACUGAGAAGUGUGAUGGUGAGCCAGCCAAGCCGCCUGGAGCAGCCACACCAGAGGGCAUCAAAGACAUCUUCAACAUGAAGCCUGAGUGGGAGAACCUGAACCAGUCAAAUGUGCGACGUAUGCACACAGCACUCCGGCUGAAUGAGGUCAUUGUUAAAAAGUCUUCAGAGGCCAAACUAGUCCUCCUCAACAUGCCAGGGCCACCCAGGAACCGAACAGGUGACGAAAACUAUAUGGAGUUUCUUGAGGUCCUCACUGAGGGCCUAAACCGAGUCCUCCUAGUCCGCGGAGGCGGCCGCGAGGUCAUCACCAUCUACUCCUGAAAGAGCAAAUCUCUUCCCCCUUAUUACCACCCCUCUUUCAGCCCUGCUCCUGUGUCACCUGUAUCCAAAUCCUUCCAUCAGUGCUUAUCAUGUUGUUCUUACUGUUUAUUUCUGUGACAUAGUUCUCUCACGCCCAACCGAAUAACCCAGCUCAGCUUCAGCACCUCUCCCUCAGCUCCAUCCCCAGUGAACUGGCGAGCAGUAUCACAUGCUAAGCUACUUUAACUCCAGCCAAAACACUACUAUAAAUAGUGUGGGCUCUCAACUGAAUUAGAUGCCAUCUAGAUUUGUUCUUGGAUACUUUUUUUUUUUUGCUUUGCGAGAUUGCAAUUUACCACAUUAACUCGCAGUGAGUCGUAGUCACUCGGUCAAGGAGGAGGGGGUGAUGGGGCGUGCAUGGGUUGUUAGCUGAGGUGUGAGCGCACAUGCAUGUAUGUGUCUUUAUUUGUGUAGAUUUUUUUUUUCUCCUUUUUUCUGUUCAAACACAAAUGUGGCAGAGAUGCAGCUUCUCCUCGGAGAGAACGAGAGCCAGCUGAAAUGAGAUCAAUGUAGGAUUGUCUGUUCAGUUCGCUCGUGGUGAUCGGACACCUCCCACAGCGUUCCGGCCUGCUGUCUUCGAUGUGAAUAACCAUUCAAGGCAAAAGACACUUCUACCCACAGGCAGUAUCACCUGCCGGAGGAAGUAUGUACGUGUAAUUCACAGUGGCAUUUGAAGACUCAAAUGGCAUGUGGCUCAGACUUGCAGGAUCUUUUCUUUAACCUGAUCGCUCUUCAGCAUAUCAUCCUUUCAACUGUUUUUGUGUUUUUGCUCCACUUGUUCGGUUGAUUCCAUCACCUGCACUCCUUUCAGCUCAUUUCUUAGUGGCUGUUUUAUCCCUGUGGCCACUGUUAGUGCCAAAAAAGUACAAGGCUAGCUUAGUUUGUUGAGAUUGACACACAAUUAAA
Messenger RNA from Archocentrus centrarchus (flier cichlid), 4482 nucleotides. It is a transcript of the gene slc12a5a, whose product is annotated as solute carrier family 12 member 5a. Bases 19 to 3537 code for a protein of 1172 amino acids. Lineage: Eukaryota; Metazoa; Chordata; Actinopteri; Cichliformes; Cichlidae. Gene Ontology annotation, molecular function: potassium:chloride symporter activity. The record is from RefSeq and is a predicted model, not a curated record. The transcript is spliced from 26 exons. Gene Ontology annotation, biological process: chloride ion homeostasis; potassium ion import across plasma membrane; potassium ion homeostasis. Gene Ontology annotation, cellular component: plasma membrane.